Messenger RNA from Nelumbo nucifera (sacred lotus), 669 nucleotides. RefSeq lists its product as uncharacterized. Lineage: Eukaryota; Viridiplantae; Streptophyta; Magnoliopsida; Proteales; Nelumbonaceae. Gene Ontology annotation, molecular function: protein dimerization activity; DNA-binding transcription factor activity; sequence-specific DNA binding. The record is from RefSeq and is a predicted model, not a curated record. Gene Ontology annotation, biological process: regulation of DNA-templated transcription. Gene Ontology annotation, cellular component: nucleus.
GAGAGAGAGAGAUGGCUUCUAGACAGCAAAAGAGAGUGGCCUUCCGCCGGAAGCUUCAAAUACUCCGGUCCCUCACCAGCUCGAAAUCGGUGAGGAAGAGUUCUAUUAUCAGGGAUGCUUUUAACUACAUUAACCAAUUGAAACUCAAAUUGGAGGCACUGAACCAAGCAUACGGAGACCACCUGAAGCAAAUUCAACUCCCCACGGAAGUGAAAGUAGAGAGGAUUGAAAAUGGUUUUGUAGUUGAAGUAAGAUGCGAAAAGGGGCCAGAUUUGCUGGUUUCCAUCUUGGAGGCCUUCGAGGAUACCAGUCUAAACGUGCUCCAGGCUAGGGUUUCAUCAAACCAUUGCUUUUGCAUGGAAAGCAUGGUAGAAGCUCAGGACCAAGCAUUGGAUGCUCGAGAUGUGACUCAAGCCGUUCUCAGGGCAAUUUCAAAGCAACGCGGAGAGGGUAAUGGGAUUCAGGGUUUUAUGUAAACUAAUGAAAUACCCAAGAGAAUUAGUGGUUUAAUUUCUUUCAGUUUUUUUUUUUUUUUUUUUGUGUGUGUACAAAUGCUUCUUAAAUUCCCAACUGUAGGUGGCUGGUCCAGACCAUCAAUGUUUUUCACUUCCCUCUUUGUCAGGUGUCAGCAAUGUGUUGUAGAAUAGAGAUUUCAUGCAUCUUUAUUGA